AUGAUAAAAAGUAUGCUGAAAAUAAGGAACAACGUGGAUAUAAGUGAAUACCCAAAACUAAAUGCUUUCUUAAAACGACAAUCAGACAGUUUUACAACUAAAAAGUCGAAAAUAUUAACAUCGAGUGAAGUGGAAAGGUUUUUGAACGAAGCUCCCGAUGAUCGUUAUUUAGCCACAAAGGUUGCGCUGAUUUUUGGCGUUGUUGGAGCUUGCCGCAGAGAGGAGUUAGCCAAUAUUACUUUAAAAGAUAUUGAAGCCCAUGGAAAAAUGCUACUAAUCAAGGUUCCGAAUACAAAAAAUAAGAUACCGAGAAGCUUUGUUGUUGAAGGAGAUAUUCUUAGAAUAGUGCGACCAUUUUUUCCGAAAUUAUCAAAAAGGGAAGUGUACAGCUCAAGCAAUCGGAAUAAAUAA
Molecule: messenger RNA, 411 nt
Organism: Parnassius mnemosyne (clouded apollo)
Lineage: Eukaryota; Metazoa; Arthropoda; Insecta; Lepidoptera; Papilionidae
Source: the annotation of a GenBank genome assembly